Alnus glutinosa is the source of this 846-nucleotide messenger RNA. RefSeq lists its product as uncharacterized. The record is from RefSeq and is a predicted model, not a curated record. NCBI's taxonomy places the organism in Eukaryota, Viridiplantae, Streptophyta, Magnoliopsida, Fagales, Betulaceae. The transcript has 2 exons. Bases 101 to 547 code for a protein of 148 amino acids.
AGCAGACAACAUACGCAUACAAACAAAGCGCUCUCAAUUUGCAGCCCGCUACGCUCCGUGUGGAAAUCGGAACGAUCCCGGUCUUAUUGCCGUGACGGAAAUGGCCGACGCCGUUAGAAUUGACGGAGAUCGUAUGCGGAAAGAGCACGCGUCCGACCCUGCCCGCCGCGACAAGAUUAGCCGGAUCCUCACGAGCCUCGGCAAGUUCGCCGUUGAUUCCGCCGUUGAGGAGUCUCUCAAAGCCGAUACCGGUAGGAAGAAAGUGCAUAAGAUCGUGCAGGAAGGAUUCAUGCGUCAAUGGCCGACACCCUCUUUAAAUGACAAGAAGAAACCAGAAGAUCUUAAACUAGAAAUGGAGGAGCUGCAAGCAAAGGAGUUAAUGCAGGAAGACAUGAAUAAAGUCGAGCAAGGAAAUAAGAUAUCAGCCAAGUCUGCCAACGGAUCAGAGGAUCCAGAGCCUCUGAAGAAGAUUCCAAAUGAAGGCAACAAGGAAUCAGAUCUUCUGAAAACGGAUAAGAAAAGAGUUUUUCUUCGUUCCCGGCUAUAAAAUGGUGUUGAGUUUGGUGACCUUGAUGCCUGGCACGUUGCAAAUUGAACUGUUAUCAUGUGACGGACAUCAAAAUAACAUAUUGAGGAGUUGUAUAUGGAUUCUACAUCUACCACGCGCUCUUUUUUCUGCCCCAAUGUCAUCUGUUUGUAGAAAUCUGAAAAACUAUAGUAUAUGUUCUUGUUUUCUUUUGGUAGCAGCCUUCGUAUCAGUUGAACUGUUGGGCUAAAUCUGAGUGCAGGGCUCUUCGUUGAUUCAAGGCUGAAAUGGAAUAUAUUCGUAUCUGAAUUCAAGCAUAA